Galeopterus variegatus (Sunda flying lemur) is the source of this 881-nucleotide messenger RNA. RefSeq lists its product as uncharacterized. Bases 71 to 673 code for a protein of 200 amino acids. The transcript is spliced from 6 exons. Lineage: Eukaryota; Metazoa; Chordata; Mammalia; Dermoptera; Cynocephalidae. The record is from RefSeq and is a predicted model, not a curated record.
CAGAAUUCUUCAACAUUGUGCCAAGGUGAGGCUUUCUUUAAGCCAUAACUAUCGUAUAUGCUGCUGGAAAAUGGUACCUAGGAUAAAUGAUAGCAAUAUACUGCCUUUUCUUUUGAAAGAAUCACUCAUACCCAGCGUGGGAAGAUUUCUUGCCUACUCUGAUAACAAAGUACAUGCUAUCUUUUUAGAUGGCAUUACUCUAACCCUAAAUUGGAAUUUCAGCUCUUCUACUGAAAACAGACAGGUAAAUCAAAGUCUCAACUUCGGUUGGUGUAAGUUAACUUUUCCUGAUGGACAAGAUCAGUUAAUUCAAAUUGAACACCCUGGACCAUAUGAAAGAUAUGUGACAACAGUAACAUCAUGGUGCAGAAGACUGACCCAGGCUAGUCCAAGAGAGAUGCUCACACAUCCUUCAUCUUCUGUUCUCGAAGAAAACUGGUCUGUUGCUUCUGAACUUGAAAAGAUACAGAAGUUCAACUUGCUAUUGGAGAAUAGUGGUAUUCUAAACCAGAUUUCUAAGAAGAAAAACGAACAGUCUUCUGAUCAUUAUAAACCAAGAUCUUCAGAAAUCUUGCUAGAAGAAGUUAAUGAAAAGAGAGUAUCAGUAGCACUGAAAAAAACCUCUGAAAUCCUUCAGGAUAUUGACUGUCUUCUAUCAAACUCUAAAAAGUGAACAUGGAAUUGUUACAAUAUAUUAUUAAAUUUUAAGGAUGUUGUUUCAAGUGACUGGUAUAAAAUUACUAGUAAGCCAAGAAUGGCAUAUAUUACUUCUGCACAAUAUUGUAUGAGAAUUGACAUUGAACUUUGGAGACAUUUUACCUAACUUGUAAAUUUUUUAAAGAUAUAUUUUAUUAAUAAAGAACUAUUUUGAAAUUUUUAAC